Molecule: messenger RNA, 1405 nt
Organism: Galeopterus variegatus (Sunda flying lemur)
Lineage: Eukaryota; Metazoa; Chordata; Mammalia; Dermoptera; Cynocephalidae
Gene: REEP4
Product: receptor accessory protein 4
Exons: 8
Coding region: 190-963 (257 amino acids)
Biological process (GO): endoplasmic reticulum tubular network organization
Cellular component (GO): endoplasmic reticulum membrane; endoplasmic reticulum tubular network; cytoplasmic microtubule
Molecular function (GO): microtubule binding
Source: RefSeq, a predicted model, not a curated record
GGUCUCCCCAUUCUCCGGGCUCCCCGCACUGCGGCCUCGGAGUCAGUGGGCGGCGGGCUCCGCCUCCGCCUGGGGACAGCCGGACCUCUGGUACCCGCACCUCUGGGGAUCCCCUCCCUCCCAGCCCCGGCCUGAACGCCUCUCUGGGCGUCGUCUUGGGGUUCUCCCCUCGUCCCUAAGGCUGGCAGGAUGGUGUCCUGGAUGAUCUGUCGCCUGGUGGUGCUGGUGUUUGGGAUGCUGUACCCAGCUUAUGCUUCCUACAAGGCUGUGAAGACCAAGAACAUUCGUGAAUAUGUCCGGUGGAUGAUGUACUGGAUCGUCUUUGCACUCUUCAUGGCAGCAGAGAUCUUCACAGACAUCUUCUUCUCCUGGUUUCCUUUCUACUACGAGAUCAAGAUGGCCUUUGUACUGUGGCUGCUCUCACCCUAUACCAGGGGGGCCAGCCUGCUUUACCGCAAGUUUGUCCACCCAUCCCUGUCCCGCCAUGAGAAGGAGAUCGACACAUACAUUGUGCAGGCCAAGGAGCGCAGCUAUGAGACGGUGCUGAGCUUUGGGAAGCGGGGCCUCAACAUUGCCGCCUCGGCCGCUGUGCAGGCUGCCACCAAGAGUCAGGGUGCUCUGGCUGGCAGGCUGCGGAGCUUCUCCAUGCAGGACCUGCGCUCCAUCCCCGACACCCCUGCCCCCACCUACCAGGACCCCCUCUACCUGGAGGACCAGGUCCCCCACCGGAGGCCACCCAUCGGGUACCGGGCAGGGGGCCUGCAGGACAGUGACACAGAGGAUGAGUGCUGGUCAGAUACAGAGGCAGCCCCCCAGCCACCAGCUCGGCCCCGAGAAAAGCCCCUGAGUCGCAGCCAGAGCCUGCGAGUGGUCAAGAGGAAGCCUCCGGUGCGGGAGGGCACCUCACGCUCCCUGAAGGUUCGGACGAGAAAAAAGACCAUGCCCUUGGACCUGGACAGCUAGGUGCCACAGAGUGUGGCCUGGUCUUACCUCACACUGUAAAGGGGAUGGGGGGCUUUUGCGGGGGGGACCUUUGGUUGCACAUCUGGCCUGCCUGCACCAGCUGCCAAGGCUCCUCCUCUCCUGCCUCCUGCUGUGGGUUAAGGGCCAGGGGGGGGCAGAUGCUGCUGGGGCCACGAGUUAGGGAUGAGUCCACAAUGUACCAGAGCAGGCUGGGCCCAGGCUUCUAUUUAUUCCUGUCUCAGCCCUCUCCCUGACCCAGGUGUGGGACCAGAGCCCUCCUGGAACCCCUGCAGAUGGACCCAAAAGUCCACCCAGCUGUGUUCAUUCCUUCAAAGUACUUGACAGCCUUUUCCAAGGCCUGGUGUGUGUCCUGGUUGUGUUUUGUGUUGAUGAAUGAGGUCAGCUUUGUGAAUGUUUUGAUAAAUAAAUAUAUAUGUGAAGA